Molecule: messenger RNA, 6518 nt
Organism: Belonocnema kinseyi
Lineage: Eukaryota; Metazoa; Arthropoda; Insecta; Hymenoptera; Cynipidae
Product: trichohyalin-like
Exons: 3
Coding region: 89-5914 (1941 amino acids)
Source: RefSeq, a predicted model, not a curated record
AGCCAGAUGUCACCGAGGUUACGAAUUUAGUAAUCCGCCCAGUGUCAACUAUUUACUACAAUUUUGUGGUGAAUAAAUUCAGUUAGAAAUGGACGAAUCUCCAUCGAAUGAAGAUGAUAUUGAUAUCUACGCCGACUUAUCUAUUCCCCAGGACAAAACUAUCGAGCAAUGUAAAAAAUGCCUCGAAUUAGAAACAGAGAUCGACGAGUACAAAAAGAAGGUAUUGGGCCUUCAGAAAGUCAAUCGCAAUCUCGAACGAAACGUUUCCUCGCUUCUAUUGACUGCAAAAGGUGAAGUUUCGAGGAAAGAUAGAAUGAUAGCAGAUCUUCGACGACAGUUGGACGAUGCAUCCUUUCGACGAGGCAACUUCAAACGUCACGGCAAUUACAAUCACAAUUUCGAGUACAAUUGUGAACCUGCCGAAGUAACUUUUGGAAUGGACGGUGUUGUCUUCAAUCCAAGUAGACCACCGCCCUCAAUUCCAGCAAAUCUCAAGACUGAUGUGCCAAUGCCUCCACUGCCUCCAUUCCCUCCACUUCCCGAAGAUUUCAAAUCUCACCUACCUCCACCUCCACUUCCCGAAUAUUGUCCAUCACCUCCAACCUCUCACAGCAAUUUCAAGACUGAAUACAUAACUCCCCGUUCACCAGAUAACCAGGACGAGGCCGAAUACAUUUGCAAUCCGGAUUUCUAUCUCCAGGAGGAGGAGGAGGAAGAAGACGAGGAGCAAAAGUUCGAUGAUGGAAUCAACAGGGACACUCUCUUCUCGCAGAGACUCAGGAAACGGAUAGAGGAAGAGGACGAGCGUGAACGGAAGGAGAAGGAGGAGAAAGCAAUUGUCGCAGAAGCCGAGAGAAAGGAAAACGAGCGACUUCGACUUGAAGAAAUGAGGGGAACUAGUUCUUCAAAAGUUAAUCUAGAGAACAAGGAAAAUAAACCCAGUUUUGUAAAUAAACCUACGAAAAGAUCGCGUGAUUUUGAAGAAUCGAUUCCCGUGAAACGUCCGAAAAUGGAACCCUUGUACAAUCCAGCUUACGACGAUUACAGGGAAGACUGGGGCAACUGUGGAUCCGAAAGUCUGCAGAUUAAAGAGGAACCUGAGCCGUUGCGUCUCGAAUACGAGAAAAAGACCAAGGUGGCCGAAGAGUCGCGGAAUUUGGAAACGAGAAACAUAUUGGCAACGAGGCUCUAUCUUCUUUCCGGAGGGAUUCCUCCUCAGCGCGAGACGACGAGUCGAAACGAGGGUAAAAAGGAGGCGGAGAAGAGGAAGGAGGAGGAGAAAAGAGCUCGAGACAGGGAGAAGUACGAUCGCGAGAGAAGUGAGAAUGAUAAUUAUAAGGAUAAAUUUUUGCGGGAGAGAUACGAGAAGGACAAGUACAAGGAGAAACUGGAACGAGAGCGACACGAGAGGGAUAAAUUUAAUCAGGAAUGGUACAAGCAGGAGAGGGUGCAGUUUGAGAAAUUUGAGCGGGAAAAGUACGAGCGGAAGGAGCGACUCGAGAGGAAAAGAUCGCGAAGAUCGUUGAGUUUCAGUCCCGAAAGAAGCAGCAAGUUUUUCGAGAAAAGGGAGAGCAAGCGAGGAUUUCGGGACGAGUUCAAUAUCCGCGGGAGAGGGCGAUACGAGCGGUUCCAUCGGAAGGCGGAUUUGCGACAGAAAAUUGUCGCGAGACCGCGGAGUCGAAGCAAUAGUUGUGAACGCGAGCGAAAGUGGCGGGGAAAGGGAAAUUCGAAUUCGCGAAGUCGAAGCAGUAGCAAGGAUAAAAAUUGUCGUGAAAUUGAAUUUCGAAAGCGGGUGGUUUUCAGUUCGGGACGAAGCAGAAGCAACAGCAAUGACAAGCAUCACCGAAAUGGGGAUCGGCGAGUGCCAGUUCACGACUGCAAGGACAGGGCAGACAAGAUGCCAAUCGAGGGAAAUUCCUCGGAGAUUGCGCGAAGUAAGGAUAUCGAUCAGAGGAUGGAGGAGAAGAAGAGGAUUCUGGAAAUGCAGAAGGCUCGAUUGGAGAUGGAGUUGAGCAAGCUUGACGAGAAAAGUAGAAGUAGUAGUCGGGAAAAGGAGUGCAAAUUCAGCAGCCGCGAGAAGAAUGAGGUUGUUGCGAAGGAUCGUGAUUUUGCGAAUUUAUUCAAGAAAUUUAUGAAGAAGGACCUGGAGGAGGGUGAGCUCUCGGACUCGUCAACUUCGUUUUUCCAUUCGGCUCAGAUUCACGAAACGGAGAAGAAAGUUUCUCGAGAUCCGCCGCUUACUGAAAAGAAGAGGGAAGAGAAUAAAAAGAGUGAAAAGUCUAAGGUGGGUGAAGGAAGUGAAAUCGAAAAUAUAACAAAAUUAUUGAAGCAGGCAAAAGAAGAGUCUCUUUCCUCGAAUAAAGUUCCAGUCGAUGAUAGGAAGAGACUAGAAAUUCCAGAAGGAACUUCAAAUGAGAAAUCUAAGGAGGAUAUUGACUCAGUUGCUAAAAAAGAAAUUUUGGUUGCACCUCAAUUGCAAAAUAAGAGCGAAAUACCAAUAAAAGUAAAUACAGUACUUGGAAAAGUUGAUUCAAUUCAAUUUUCUGAAGCGGGCAAGGACAAAAAAUUGGAUUCAGGACCUGUCGUUCAUUCAAACUAUAUAGAGAAACAUGUACAGAGUCUUGAUUCGUUUAUUGAGUCUGCGAAGCAAGCUUUGGAGGAAAACAGAUUGGAGGAAAGCGAAAUUGAAAGAGUAGCAAGACAGGCCAAGGAGAAACUUCAGGAAGAGUUGGAGAAAGAGUUGAAAGAAGUGCAAAGGCAGGCUCUGAAAUCAGAGAAAAAUAUUAAUCUUGAACCAAAAAAAGAGGAUCUGAAUAAAAAAGAGGAUCAGAAUAAAAAUGAGGAAAAAAAGAAGAAACUGACGAAAUGUAUGAAAGAUCUUUUUAGUCCGGUGAAGGACAGAAAAAAUCCGAAAGAAAGUCCAGCGAAAGAAAGGAAAACUAGACGUAAAAUAUCAAAGGGAAAAGAAGAACAAGUUUCGAGUCCUUUGAAACAAAAGAUAAAGCAAAAACGAAAUGAAUCCAAAGCAGAUGGAAAAGAAGUAUCCACUUCAGUAGAAAAUGCAGAAAUUAAAGUUCAAGCUCUAAAGGAGGAAGAAAUAAAAAAAGUUAAAAAAGAUUUAGAAUGUAAAACUGACAAUGAGAAUUUCGAAAUUAAAAAAGAAUCUGUGGAAAGAGACGGAAAAGAAAUUUCAGCUCCUGUAGAAAAUGCAGAAAAUAAAGUUGCAGAUUUAGAAAUUAAUAUUCAGAAUAAAGAAGGUAACGGAAUUAAAGAGGCGAGAGAGAUUUUGUUGAAGGAGAAGAAAAAUAAAAAGAGAUUGCCGAAAGAAAAAGAAGAGGAAGUUUCGAGUUCUUUGAAAGUGAAGAAAAAACAGAAACGAAAUGAAUCCAAGGAAAGUGACGGAAAAGAAGUUUCGACUCCGGUAGAAAAUGCAGAAAAUGUAGAGGAGGUAGAAAUAAAAAAACUUGUUAAAGAAGACUUAGAAAUUAAUAUUCAGAAUAAAGAAGAUACCGAAAUUAAAAAUGAGAAAGAAUCGAGUCCUUUGGAAGAAAAGAAAAAUGAAAAAGUAAACGAAUCCAAGGAAAAAGAAGUUUCUACUCUGGUAGAAGCUGCAGAAAAUAAAAAUCAAAUUAAAGAAGAUUUAAAAAUUCAGAAUCAAGAAGAUGCCCGAAUUAAAGAGAAAGAAUUGAUUCCAGGCAAGGAGAAGAAAAAUAAAAGGAGAGUAUCGAGAGAAAAAGAAGAGAAGGAGAUUUCGAAUCCUUCGGAAGAAAAUAAAAAGAGAAAUGAAUCCAAGGAAAGAAACGAAAAAGAUAUUCCCAGCCCAGUAGAAAACAUAGAAAGCAAAGCAGAAAAUAUAGGAGAGGCAGAAAUUAAGAACCAAAUUAAAGAAGAUUUAGAAAUUCAGAAUCUAGAAGAUGCCGAAAUUAAAGAGAAGGGAUCGAUUUCAGUGAAAGAGAAGAAAAAUAAACGUAGAGUAUCGAAGGAAAAAGGACAAGUAGAAGAUGUAGAAAAUAAAACGCAAAAUUUAAAAGAGGCAGAAAUUAAAGAAGAUUUAAAAGUUAAAACUCAGAAUCCAGAAAAUACCGAAAUUAAAGAGAAAGAAUCGAUUCCAGUGAAAGAGAAGAAAAAUAAACGAAGAGUCUCGAAAGAAAAACGAAUUUCGAGUCCUUUGAAAGGAAAUGAAUUAAAGGAAACUGGCGGAAAAGAUACUUCAACUGCAGUAGAAAAUAUAGAAAUUAAAGCGCAAAACUUAAAAGAGGCAGAAAUUAAAGAAGAUUUAGAAGUUAAAACUCACAAUCAAAAAGAUGCCGACAUUAAAAUUCACAAUCAAGAAGAUGCCGAAAUUAAGCAGAAAGAAUCGAUGCCGGUGAAGGAGAAGAAAAACAAACGAAGAGUCACAAAAGAAAAACAAAUUUUGAGUCCUUUGAAAGAAAUAAAAAAAGGAAAUGAACCAAAGGACAGAAACGGAAAAGAUAUUUCAUCUCUAGUAGAAAAUAUAGAAAUUAAAGCGCAGAACUUAAAAGGGGCAGAAAUUAAAGAAGAUUUAGAAGUUAAAACUCACAAUCAAAAAGAUGCCGAAAUUAAAAUUCACAAUCAAGAAGAUGCCGAAAUUAAGGAGAAAGAAUCGAUGCCGGUGAAGGAGAAGAAAAACAAACGAAGAGUCACAAAAGAAAAACAAGUUUUGAGUUCUUCGAAAGAAAUAAAAAAAGGAAAUGAAUCAAAGAACAGAAACGGAAAAGAUAUUUCAACUCUAGUAGAAAAUAUAGAAAUUAAAGCGCAAGAGUUAAAAGAGGCAGAAAUUAAAGAAGAUUUAGAAGUUAAAACUCACAAUCAAAAAGAUGCCGAAAUUAAAAUUCACAAUCAAGCAGAUGCCGAAAUUCAGAAUCAAGAAGAUGCCGAAAUUCACAAUCAAGAAGAUGCCGAAAUUAAGAAUCAAGAAGAUGCCGAAAUUAAAGAGAAAGAUUCGAUUCCGGUGAAGGAGAAGAAAAAUAAUAAAAGAAGCUCGAAAGAAAAAGGACAAAUUUCGAGUCCUUUGAAAGAAAAGAAAAAGGCAGAAACGAGAUCGAAGAAACGGAAUGAAUCUAAAGAAAGAGACAGAAAAGUAGUUUCCAAUUCGGUAGGAGAUACAGAAAUUAAAAUACGAAAUAUCGAAGAUUUAGAAAUUGAAAUUCAGAAUAAAGAAGAUGCAGAAAUUAAAGAGGAGAAAGAAUCGAUUCCAGUAAAGGAGAAGAGAAAACGGAGAGUGUCGAAGGAAAAAGGAGAAAUUUCGAGUCCUUUGAAAGAAAAGAAAAAGCAGAAACGAAAUGAAUCGAAGGAAAGAGAUUUAGAAGUGGUUGCCCCUCCGUUAGAAGAUUCAGAAAAAGUGCAAAAGAUGGGAGAGGCAGAAAUUAAAAAUCAGGUAGAAGAUUUAGAAAUGAAAACUCAGAAGGAGGGAAAUACAAAAUCGAAAACAGAAGAAAGUAAAGCUGUAAGAACACUGAAAGAAUUGAACCCGCCAGAAUCGAAAAAGGAAGAUGGUAAAAAUUCGAGUCCAGUGAAAGAGCAAAGGGGAGAAAUUGAACCGGAAGUAGAAGUGUCUUAUAAUACUUCGGGUUCAGUGAAAGAGAGAAGAAAGAAAACGCAAACGAAAGAGGGCCAAUUAAAAUUGACUGAAGUCUCAAAAUUAAAGGAUACCGAAUUAAAACCAAAGGAACCGAAGAAACCGGUUCAAAAGGUGAAAGAAUCUGUUCCGGAAAAGUUCAAGACGAAAAAAGGAGAGGAAAAACCUAAGAAAAAAAUUGUGGUUGUUGUCAGAAGGAGAAGGAGACCUCCAGUUUUGUCUGAUUGUAAUGCUUCGACGACAAUAGUAUCAAAUGAGAAUGUAAUUACGAAUAUUAAGUUGAAUAACAGCGGUGACAAAAAUCUUCUUUCCUAAAAAUCCGGUUUAGUGGGAGUAUAAUUUUUGAAAUAUUUAGGGUUUGUUUAUUCUGUAUACUUUGUUUUCAUUUAUUAUUUAUUUAUUUCCAAGUCGAUAAAGUCACGAAAAGAAAAGUUGAAGAUAUGAAUUUUGAAUAUGUGAUUUUUGUUGGUUCACAAAUAUUUUGACUGUAUAAAAUAUGCCAGAGAAUACAGUUCUGUAUCUUAAAAGUGCACGGGUUUGAGGGUAAUUUUGAGGUUAAAUAAUGUUUAAGAUUUUUAUCUUCAUUUUUUGUUUUGAUUUCUUUAUUUUUUGUCGAAACGAAUCUAAAAAUGCCUCAUUUAGCCUCGUGAAACUAAACUUGUAUUAUUUUGUAUUAAAAUGUAAAUAAAGCGAAUGUUACUUUAAGCUUCGAAAGUUUAGAUAAACUAUUUUUUGACUACUAUGUAAAAAUUGGUGACAUAGAUAAACUAAUUUUUGUUGUAAAUCUGAUCUUAUUAAUUCGUUCUGCAGAACCCCUUUAACCCUGAAAGCGCAUACUGGGUGUAAAUGACCCAGCGACUUAUUUGCGUUUUCACAAAACGUACCAAAUUCAAGAAAUUUGAACAUUUGGCGCCAGAUU